Molecule: messenger RNA, 1373 nt
Organism: Lolium perenne
Lineage: Eukaryota; Viridiplantae; Streptophyta; Magnoliopsida; Poales; Poaceae
Source: RefSeq, a predicted model, not a curated record
UUAACAACACCACUUUGAUUGUCAAUACUGUUAAUGCUUCUUGUAAAAGACAUGAUGAAGUAGCCCAACAUCAACAUGACACAAUGGUGAGCAAACUAGAGUCUGGAGAAAUAUUUUCAGGAAGAGGAAAAAACCAAGCAACGAAUCUUGUAAAACCUGGGGAUACACGGUGGGGCACACACCAUAAAACUUUGUGUAGAUUCAUUUCAAUGUGGGAAUCUGUUCUACAUGUAUUAGAGAAUGUUCAUGAUGAUGCAGAAAAUCUUACACAGAGAACCACAGCUGGUGGCUUGAUUACUCAGAUGGAGAGCUUUGAGUUUGUUCUCAUAUUGCAUCUUAUGAUCAGAUUAUUGGGCAAGACUAAUGAUUUGUCACAUUGUUUGCAAAAGAAAGAUCAAAACAUUGUUCGUGCUGUGAGUUUGAUUGGCGUAACAUUGGAAAAUCUUCAAGGUAUCCGAGAAAAUGGUUGGGAUGAACUCUUCAAUGAGACAAAUGACUUUUGUGUCAAAUAUAAAAUUGUAGUACCAAACAUGGAUGAUACAAUACCCGCUCGAGGUCGCUCCAGGGGUCGUGGAAGUACAAUGGUAACUUACUAUCACCGCUUUAGAUAUGAAAUAUUCAAUGUUGUGCAUGACCAAAUUAUUGUUGAGUUGAAUAACCGCUUUGCUGAAAAAUCAACUCAGUUGUUGAGGUGCAUUGCUUGUCUUGAUCCAAAGAACUCAUUUGCUAACUUUGAUGAAGACAAACUUGUUGAACUUGCUGCGAUGUAUGCUGAUGACUUCUCCAUAUAUGAGAUCUCUUUUGUUCUUAGAAACCAACUUGAGACAUUCAUUGCUGAUCUGAGAGGUGAUCCGGAUUUUUUAAGUUGUCAUGACCUUGGUAAUCUUGCUGUGAAGAUGGUUCAGACCGAUAGACACACUACUUUUGCUUUGGUGUAUCGUCUUAUUGAGUUGGCAUUGAUUUUGCCCGUUGCAACGACAUCAGUAGAGAGAGCUUUCUCGGCUAUGAACAUUAUCAAGACUGAGUUGAGGAAUAAAAUGGGUGGUGAUUGGAUGAAUUAUAACAUGGUAUGCUAUAUUGAACGAGAUGUAUUUCACUCUAUCAAUGAUGAUGAUAUCUUAUAUCAUUUUCAAGGAUAUAGCUCACGGAGAGGAAUUUUACCUUGUCGUUUCGUUUUUGGCCCUAGGUUUGCUUCAAUCCUGGCUCCGCCACUGCCGCGGCGAGCUCGAGGGGCGGCUCAGGCUGGUGGAGGAGGCCUCGAGGUACUAGGAGAGCGGGCGGUCUGGGAGGAGAGAAAUGCCACCGUCAAGCGCGACAUCGUUGAGCUCCGUGUUGGCGACAAGGUCCACAGCGUCAUGCACGUGCUCCGGUGA